UAAAUACCUUCUUCACCUUAUUUCUCUCUCUUUGUCUCUCUCUCUCAUCUUUUGGCUCUUCUCAUCAUCGGAAAUGACGCGUGACACCCAAUUCCCGUGUGACCCCGCCGGUGUUUGCAUGCGAUGCAAAUCGACGCCUCCGCCGGAGGAAUCUCUCACUUGCGGCACUUGCGUUACGCCUUGGCACGUGUCCUGCCUUUCUUCACCUCCCAAAACCCUCGAAUCUACUUUACAGUGGCUUUGUCCUGAUUGCUGCGGUGAAACCGAUGCUCUUCCUGUUUCCGGCGUUGCGCCCGGAUAUGGAUCUGUUGGUUCAGAUCUUGUAGUGGCGAUCCACGAGAUUGAAGCAGAUGACUCUCUCUCUGCUGAAGAGAAGGCUAAGAAGAGGCAACAGUUACUGAGUGGUAAAGCCGUCGUCCAUGAGGAUGACGAAGAAGAGAAGAAGAGGAAGAGUAAAGGGAAAAAACCCGCUGAUGAGGAUGUGCUAUCGCACUUCCAUUGCUCAAUCUGUAUGCAGUUGCUACAGAAACCAGUGUCGACACCAUGUGGGCACAACGCUUGUUUGAAAUGUUUCUUGAAGUGGAUGAGACAGGGAAAUCGCAGUUGUGGAACAUGCCGCAGCGUAGUUCCUGAAAGCAUGAUAAGCAAUCCCCACAUCAACUUGUCCAUUGUGUCUGCUAUUAGGUUGGCAAGAUUAUCUCAGAGGGUUGAUGCGAGUACUUCUAAAGUUGUUCACGUCAUCAGUAAUGAAGACCGUCCAGAUAAAGCAUUUACAACCGAUCGAGCUAAGAAACUAGGGAAUGCGAAUGCUUCCAGCGGCAAGAUUUUUGUAACAAUCCCACGGGAUCACUUUGGUCCUAUACCAGCUGAACAUGAUCCUGUUAGGAACCAAGGUGUUUUGGUUGGAGAAUCCUGGAAGGGCCGACAUACGGCUCGGCAGUGGGGGGUUCACUUCCCACUUGUUUCUGGCAUUGCUGGACAAGCUAGUUAUGGAGCUCAAUCUGUUGUGCUCGCUGGAGGUUAUGAGGAUGAUGAGGAUCAUGGAGAAUGGUUUCUAUACACAGGAAGUGGGGGAAGAGAUCUCAGUACUCGCAACUUAAGGACUAACAGCGUUCAGGGUUUUGAUCAAAAAUUUGAAAAGUCUAAUGAAGCCUUAAGACUUAGCUGCAAACUGGGGUAUCCUGUUCGAGUUGUCAGGUCUUCCAAGGACAUGCAUUCUGCAUACGCCCCUGAGGGAGAAUUACUAAGGUAUGAUGGGGUUUACCGCAUCGAGAAAUGUUGGAUCAAAGUUGGAGUACAGGGUUCUUAUAAGGUCUGUCGUUUCCUGUUUAUUAGAUGUGACAAUGAGCCAGCUCCAUGGACCAGUGAUGAGCAUGGAGAUCGUCCAAGACCUUUGCCUAAUGUUCCGGAGCUUAAUAUGGCCACAAACCUAUUUGAGAGAAAAGAAAGUCCAUCAUGGGAUUUUGAUGAAGGUGAGGGUCGUUGGCGAUGGAUGAAGCCGCCACCUGCUAGUAGAAAGGCAGUUAAUAAUGUUAAGGAUCCUGAGGAGAGGAAAUUUUUGAGGAAAGCCAUGACAUCGGCACGGUCGAAUACGAUGAGGGCAAGACUUCUGAAAGAAUUUAAGUGCCAGAUCUGCCAGCAAGUGAUGACUAAUCCUGUGACAACACCUUGUGCUCAUAACUUCUGCAAGGCUUGUAUAGUAUCCAAAUUUGCUGGGAAAACUCUAAUGAGAGAGAGAAGCAGAGGUGGACGAACACUACGCGCACAAAAGAAUGUCAUGAAGUGCCCUUGUUGCCCAACAGACAUUGCUGAAUUUAUCCAAAACCCUCAGGUCAAUAGAGAAGUAGCAGAGGUGAUAGAGAAGCUGAAGAACCAGGAGGAGGAGGACAACACAGAACAUGUAGAUGAAGGUGAAUGCUCAGGUACCAGCCAUGAAGAAGAAACUCUGCCCGUGUCUGGAGAUGCUGAGCAACCAAAGAAACGGAUUAAGUUGGACAUUGACGCAGCAGUUUCUGCGACUGUAGUGGAAUCUGACAUGAAGUAAGUAAGUAGGGGGCUUUCCAAUGGCUCUCUUGGAUCCAACCAUCAAGUAAAGUUGGAAACUAUGUUUAUGUUUUUGUACCAAAGACUGAAAGUAAACUCUGUUACCUUAUUUCGUACGCAACAUUUGUUGAACGUAUUGCCAUAUGUUAUUUUUGAUUUUACUACAUUUGUGUUAGUAGAACGUACAAUUUGGUUCU
Arabidopsis lyrata subsp. lyrata is the source of this 2240-nucleotide messenger RNA. RefSeq names its product E3 ubiquitin-protein ligase ORTHRUS 3. The record is from RefSeq and is a predicted model, not a curated record. The coding region runs from base 74 to 2044 and encodes 656 amino acids. NCBI's taxonomy places the organism in Eukaryota, Viridiplantae, Streptophyta, Magnoliopsida, Brassicales, Brassicaceae. The transcript is spliced from 9 exons. Gene Ontology annotation, molecular function: ubiquitin protein ligase activity. Gene Ontology annotation, biological process: negative regulation of gene expression via chromosomal CpG island methylation; protein ubiquitination.